UCCAAGACGUGCUCUCCUUAUUUUCUCUCUCCUCCCAAAUUCCAAUCAAAUUAAUCAUUUAAAAUUAAAAAAAAAACACAAAAAUGCAUGCAAAAACAGACUCCGAUACAACAAGUUUACCCGGAUCAUCUCCGACUAGAUCACCUCCGCGUCGGGCCGGGUCCGGGUCAGGACAUGGGCCAGUCUAUUACGUGCAAAGCCCAUCAAGGGAUUCAACCUCUCAUGAUGGUGAAAAGACUACAAAUUCUUUCCAUUCAACUCCGGUGAUAAGCCCAAUGGGCUCACCACCUCAUUCUCAUUCCAACUCUUCAUUGGGCCCACAUUCAAGGGAGUCUUCGUCGACCCGAUUUUCCGGGUCGGCGAAGCCCAAGAAUAAACGUGGAGGAAGGAAUAAGAGUAGAAAUAAUGAUGCACAUCAACACCCAUUUGAUGCAAUUGAAGAGGAAGGUCUUUUGGGUGGAGAAGAUGAGGAUGGUGAAAGAAGUAUACCUCGAAAGUGUUGGUAUUUUAUUUGGUUUGUUGUUGCGUUUUUUGUGCUCUUUUCUUUCUUUUCCUUGGUUUUGUGGGGUGCUAGUCGUAAUCAAAAGCCCGUUAUUACUAUGAAGAGUAUAAAAUUUGAGCAAUUUGAUGUACAAGCGGGGCAAGAUAAUUCAGGAGUACCAACAGGGUUGGCAACCGUGAAUGCAACAGUGAAGUUUAGGUUCAGAAAUACAGGCACUUUUUUUGGUGUUCAUGUCAUUUCAACCCCUCUACAACUUUCUUAUGAGGAACUCGUCUUAGCAUCUGGGACGAUGGAAUAUUUUUAUCAGAGGAGAAAGAGUCAAAAGCAGAUAACAGUGCAAGUGAAGGGAGACAGUGUCCCUUUAUAUGGGGGAGGGUACAGCAUAAGCAGUAAUAAUAAGGCAGGAGUAAUUUCAGUAGUGCCAUUAACUCUAAACUUUAGGGUCAGAUCCAGAGCAUAUGUCUUAGGCAGAUUGGUUAAGCCAAAGUUUUACAAGGGAAUUAACUGUAUUGUGGUUAUGAAUCCAAAGAAGAUGAACGUGGCCACGUCUCUCAAACAUAAUUGCACUUACACAUAGUCACAUAGGCUGGUCUAAAUCUUUAUUAUGGUCUGACCUAAAUGUAUCCCGUAACUAUUUUUUGAUUGCAUUAUAUAUCAACCAAACUUUCUGCA
This is a messenger RNA of Beta vulgaris subsp. vulgaris (sugar beet), 1174 nucleotides long. RefSeq lists its product as hypothetical. The record is from RefSeq and is a predicted model, not a curated record. Bases 84 to 1079 code for a protein of 331 amino acids. NCBI's taxonomy places the organism in Eukaryota, Viridiplantae, Streptophyta, Magnoliopsida, Caryophyllales, Amaranthaceae. The transcript is spliced from 3 exons.